UAAUUAUAUCGUCGGCAUAGUGCGACGAAUCAGUCAGUCGCGUGAAAGCGAUUAGAACAGGAACGAUUUGAAGUUGUGUACGCGCGCUAAUGACGAGUUGGCGGGGGGAGGGGGGACACAUUAAAUGUGUGUCAAGUUCCUAGAUGGCAGCAUCAGUCGCGCGAUGGCCGCUGAAAAUACAUGACAGUAUUUUUUUAGCACUUUUAUCACCUGAUUUGUAAUUGUGCUUGUUUCUUUUACGAUCUCAGUCCCAGUACGCAUAGUUAAAAAAAAGAAACAAAUCUCAAGAUUUUUCUCUAAAAAUUUCUAAUUUCACUUCCCUUGUUCUCUCACGAAUUUUAAGCCCGUGAAUUAUUUGCAAAUUUUCAAUAUGUCGAAUAAAUGUGAACGAUACUUUUCGAGGGAUUUUAUGACUAGACGAUUGAUACAUUUAUAACCAUAAUAUAUACAUAUCACAACAAUUGUGAUAUGUAUGACUGUGUUGAAAUAAUAAAAAUGCAAUAAAUAGAAUUAAGUGCUUCAUAUUACAUUCUUAUGCGAGUUAAAAUAAUUAAGUUUUGUUCGAGUUAAAAUGUCCAAUUCGGAGGCUGAUGUGGGAUGCAUUAGUGAGGUAACACUCGCGAUUAGUAAAGCAAGAAGUUCUCAGGCAAGUACCAUGAGAGUUCUUGAUAGUCCCGACUCCAAUGGAUCCAGCCACUCGAAUUCAUUUACUGUGCAACGAUUUAAUUAUACUAAUGAUAACAAUACCAACUCCGAUAUUCUUCAGUCACCUCUUACUAGUGAUGACUUGAGAAUUCCUAUUGUUGGUUAUGAGAUCAUGGAAGAAAGAGCUAGAUUUACAGUCUACAAACUUCGAGUUGAAUUGAAAAAUGGUGAUUGCUGGUUUGUGUUCAGGAGAUACACAGACUUUGUUCGAUUACUAGCGCAAUUGAAAAGACAAAAAGUUCCUCUCGCCCAUUUGGCAUUACCAAAAAAGAAAUGGCUUGGUGAUAAUUUUGCUCCAAGUUUUUUAGAAGAAAGAAUAUGUGGCCUUCAGACAUUUGUUAAUGGCAUAUUAAGUAGCCCACUUCUCAUAGGCAUUUCAUGUGUAAGAGAAUUCUUCUGUUUGGAUGAACCUCCUGUCUUAUCUGAUACAGCAGAAGAAUCUAGAGCAAUAUUUGAAGCACUGGAAGAUACAAUAUAUAAUUUGAGACAACAAUUAAGAGAAUGCGAUGCAGCACUUUCAUCUGAAAAGGCUCUGUGUAAUGAAUUCCGGAAAAAGCUUCAUCAGAUAUUAAGUGAAAGACAAACUUGUUCAAAAUGUGGUGCAACCCAAUAAUACUUUUACAAAUUAGGUAAUAUUAGCAAAUAGCAAGACCGAUGCGAAUAACACUUUGUGUAUUCGUAAUAUUAGAUCUGAGUUGAUUUGUACAAAUUUUAAAUCAAUGUUUUAAAAAGUACUAUAUAACAUAGAAAAUAUUUUUUAAGAAUAUAUUUUACAAGUGGGAUUUUUGGAAAUGAUAUUUUAUACAUAGGAUUAUUGUAUUAAUUAUAUAUAUCAG
Molecule: messenger RNA, 1541 nt
Organism: Solenopsis invicta (red fire ant)
Lineage: Eukaryota; Metazoa; Arthropoda; Insecta; Hymenoptera; Formicidae
Gene: Snx16
Product: sorting nexin-16
Exons: 5
Coding region: 572-1318 (248 amino acids)
Biological process (GO): early endosome to late endosome transport; endosome to lysosome transport; protein targeting to lysosome
Cellular component (GO): extrinsic component of endosome membrane; early endosome; late endosome
Molecular function (GO): phosphatidylinositol binding
Source: RefSeq, a predicted model, not a curated record